Molecule: messenger RNA, 1241 nt
Organism: Linum tenue
Lineage: Eukaryota; Viridiplantae; Streptophyta; Magnoliopsida; Malpighiales; Linaceae
Source: the annotation of a GenBank genome assembly
AAAAAAAAAAAGUAAAAAAACGACGAUCAGUCCGGGCACCGAUGCCGUAACUGCACAGUACAAUUGCCGAAAAGUGAAAGAAGAGGAACUAUUAGUAGCAUACGUACUGCGUGAAAAAGCAAGGCGUCAGAGCUCAGAAAUUUUCAGAAGCCUCCUGCAAGAAAUCGUUUCUUUCUCCUUCUUCCCGAAGAACUUCCCGAAACGAAUGGAAUGGAGAAUGAUGGAGCAAACGCAGCUGGUCAAGCUCAACCUCAAGCGCAACCUCAAGCUGUUGAUGCAAACGCUGCACUUGUGAGGACAUUGAAUCCCACUAUGAAGCGAAGCAUCAACAUCAAUGUCCUCACAAGUGCAGCGUUUGCAUCAACGGCUUUAAGUCAAAGCAGCUUCUCAAGAUCCACAAGGUCCAGGGCUGUUGAGCCGGACGGCGGCGUCGUCGGGAGCGGCGUCGCGCUCCAAGCUGGUAUCAUGGCUUUCAGGAGUUGUGCAAUGAGGUUCAUCAGCAGGAGUUUCUCAGGUGGUGGCAAAGUUCUGGGUGAAGAGGAGAAAUCUGUAGAGAAUGUUUACAUCAAGGGUCUCAGGCCAGAAGAGACAGCUUGAGCAGGCUCGACUCGGAAGAUCUCAACCGACACCUACCGCAACUACGCCGUGCUGGCUGGAGUGAUCACCAUCGCUGCUCGUGUUGGGUGGUAUCUCAAAUCUGGUGAGGAAGUCCAGGAGUGAAAUGAGAGCCCUGGCACCAAGUGUGGCAAACAGGAGGCGUCACUCUGUUGACUCUCUUCUAGCCUUCUUUUGCCAUACUUUUCUUUUAGCAGAUACUAAGCAGGAUUUUCACCAUAUGCACUCUACUUGUUUCUAUUACUGGUCAUAGGAAACUUGUCCCACUUCCCCCCACCCACCCACACACACACUUGUUAUGGUUACUUUCUAGUCAACCAGCAGGUUAGCUGCGUUUUGGCUGAAAACAGAGGCCAUAUUUGACUGCUAAACUGUGAAAAGUUUAAUAUCUGCUGGUUUCUCUGGGAUUGUCCUUCCAAUUCCAUGGGCUCAUCUUCAGUUGGGCCUGUGUCUACUUUGGGCUUGAGGAAUGGACUAUUCAUGCUUGAGUUCUGAAUCCAGUACAAUUGGGCUUGAGGCAAUUCCCUAUCAAUGGCUUUAUUGAGUUGUUUGUUUUUGGUGCUACCCAUGUCUGAUAAUUGAUGCAUGUAUGAUUACUUGUUCUAUCGAAAUUCGGAAUUGCCGUC